UCGAACAUCAAAAUCAAAGCUCUGGACGGAGACUCACAGCGCUGUUCAUUCCCCAAAAUCAUCGGCGACAAUGUCUGGACGUGGUAAGGGAGGUAAGGGGUUGGGAAAGGGAGGAGCAAAGCGUCAUAGGAAGGUUUUGAGAGAUAACAUUCAGGGAAUUACAAAGCCCGCAAUACGUCGUUUGGCUCGUAGAGGUGGCGUGAAGCGUAUCAGUGGAUUGAUCUAUGAAGAAACUCGAGGAGUUUUGAAGAUUUUCCUUGAGAAUGUGAUUCGUGAUGCUGUUACCUACACUGAGCAUGCAAGGAGGAAGACGGUGACUGCUAUGGAUGUGGUCUAUGCCUUGAAAAGGCAGGGAAGGACCUUGUACGGUUUCGGAGGUUAGAUUUAGGGUUUAAUUCGAAAAUUUAUUGUAGAUCAUUACUUUUGAUCUGGUAUUUCGUAGGCGAACUUGUUCUUAUGAGUUUCUGUAAGUUAAUUCCUCAUCAGUUGAGAAAUGACGGAAUGUUUACUUCCUUGAAGAUUUGUGCUAUAAGAAUUUCGCUUUUUCUCCUUGAUUCGUCAAUGAACUAUGUUUCCUG
Molecule: messenger RNA, 578 nt
Organism: Cucurbita maxima (winter squash)
Lineage: Eukaryota; Viridiplantae; Streptophyta; Magnoliopsida; Cucurbitales; Cucurbitaceae
Product: histone H4
Exons: 1
Coding region: 71-382 (103 amino acids)
Biological process (GO): nucleosome assembly
Cellular component (GO): nucleosome
Molecular function (GO): structural constituent of chromatin; DNA binding; protein heterodimerization activity
Source: RefSeq, a predicted model, not a curated record